CGAUCUUCGGCGGUGAUGCGUCACUCUGUUGUGGUGGCGUACGGCCAUACUUUGCCACCAUGUGAGCGAGUCGCUCCGCGGUAAAAACACAAGUUGGAGUGAAACCCGGGAGCAGCGCCGCUCCUCUCAUCCGGAGCAACCGAGGAGUUUGCUGCCCCCUAUGAAGUGGCGGCGGAGUUACAACGUACAAUUUUAUGCAACCUGAAGCUUGUCUUUGCCCACCUGGAGUUUAGUUGAGACAGUUAAGGAUUGUCAGAAACCUCAUCAAGUUAAUGCUCCAAGGCAGGAUCUGUUUGGGUCAAAGCUGUACCUACUUGUGUGCCCAUGCUCACCACAAGACCUCCUUGCCGACACUUGAGCCGGGCCAGCAGUGAUGGUUGCUGAAGGUUCUUCUCAAAGCCAGUCAGCAAAGACUAUCAGGAAGUUCUCAUCCAACUGGAGGUGACGACCCCAGAAACAAGUGUCUUAUCGAAGAAGCGACCCUGCCUCGGCCAUGCCCGCCAAGUCACCCCCCUGGGGAGGCGGGGAUCCCCGGCCUUGCUGUGACAAAGUCCCGGUCCCCACCAUGUCUGUCAACCCGAAGACUGUCCGAACCACUCAAGUGCCUUUUGCUUGUCAGGAGCUGACCAAAGCUCGCUCCUCACCACCCCACCUUGCCUCGUCAGCUCAGGAUCACCACACCGGAACCCAGAGCCAGUCCGCGGCCGUGCCAAGUAGGCCCGCGACUCCAACGCCAAAGACUAACGGCCUUCCGAAUCCAAACAUCCAAUCGACUGGAGUGAAGCAGGUCACUAGCGACUCCGUCCAAGUCGGCCCUUGCGGGGAUACAUUGGAACCUGUUGGUCAAGUGCAGAUGAACAAGUUAGAGCUUGAAGCUGCAGAAAGUUCCACCCCACCUUCAGUGCCUCCUGUAUGCCUUACUCCUUUUGAACACCCGGGGGCAGCGUCGCGUAAGGACCCCCCCAGCCUUGACCAAGUGGAUAUGGGCGGACUAACAAAUGCAAGCACGGCGACAAACUCUGCCACCAAGUCCAGUCCGGUGCAAAACUGCCAAGUUAAAUCAGACGCUGCCAACAAUCCACUGCAAGUUGUUGGCGUUUCUCUGCCGUUCUUUGGCAGUCAGUUCCUGGAUGCGAGCAAGAAAUACCCGCAGAAUUUGGGUUAUGCCACCACAACCCACAACGGUCACGUGUCAAAUGCCCACAGUGUCACUGCUGCACUGCAAAAUGAGCAGAGGGCAACGCCAGGCGCCUUGGUGGGCUCUGUGACCACCAAGAUCUCCGCCAUCCACCUCACCAAGCAGGGGCGAGCUUCCGUGUCCCCGGAGUGCCCCCGGGCCUCGCCGGGACAGCCUGAGGGCGCCGGCCCAGAGUGCGUCAUGCAGGUGGAUGGCGACGAGGAGGAGCUGCCGGAGGAGCUGCCUGACGAGCAGGAGAACACCUGCAGCGAUGAUGGUGAAGACUUUCGACGUACAAAACACUCAAGUGACUUUCCCGCCAGCUACUGA
Messenger RNA from Nerophis lumbriciformis (worm pipefish), 1507 nucleotides. The record is from RefSeq and is a predicted model, not a curated record. Lineage: Eukaryota; Metazoa; Chordata; Actinopteri; Syngnathiformes; Syngnathidae.